AUGGCUAGUGAAGAUGCAAAGUAUGUCGACCUCGUAACGAAGCUCCAUACGGGUGUCAUGCAACAAAUACCGGUGCAAUUGCGAUGUGGGAUUCGCUGCACAAAUCCUUACAAUACUGCAGUUCAGGAGUUUGUUCGAAUGCAGCCUCAAGAACAGAUUCCCGUUAUGGUUUUGGUCUUAGAAGGAUUUGCUCUAUGUGAUCCUUUGGUCGAGGCCUUCACUCCGGAAUGCUUAUCGUCUACGGAACUUUGCUCUGCGUACACCCGUUUGUCCGAAGCUGUUAGGGAUCCCGAACGAAGUCCUAGGGCGCUCAAACUUUUGA
Molecule: messenger RNA, 322 nt
Organism: Cooperia oncophora
Lineage: Eukaryota; Metazoa; Nematoda; Chromadorea; Rhabditida; Trichostrongylidae
Source: the annotation of a GenBank genome assembly